UGUACCGUACGUACACGAUCAACGGCGGCGGCUGCAAAGUGCAAUUUCUUCGACUUGCGAGUGGGUAUGGGGAGGAUAAUGUAAGUGGAUCGAUCUAGAAAUCAUGAGUAUGCCAUUCAGAUGUCAUCAGUAUGUCAUUCAGACGGACAUUUUUCAGAGCCAGAUACUACAGACCGCUGGCUACAUUCGCCCUGGCCAUUCUCGUGUUGGUCGUCUACAUGAACCGGAGAAAAAUCGGCAUCAUCCUCAGUAACACUUUCGAGGACCGACCACAUCCAAACCGGGACAAUGUCCAAGAGGAACUGAGACGGUUACAGCCGCUCAAAGUGGUCGAAGAGGAGGGGGAUUUACUGGGAGGGGCCAAGACCUGCAAGAGGGCGUGGCAGAGAGGGGCGUCGCCCUGGUUCGACAAGCGCUACAAUGAGACCAUACCCCCUCUCUGGACAGGACGGAAUAGAGAGUUGACUAAAGAAGUCCGAGACUGGUGGUUGUCGAUUCAUGAAGAUGGCAAUCGUGACAUCCCAGCGCUUCUGAAAUCCCUCUUCAAACUCAUUCCCGAAGCUGACCCGUACCCGCGGCGGAACCUUGAACGCUGUGUGCGCUGCGCCGUGGUCGGCAACUCGGGGAACCUCAGAAACUCCAAAUAUGGAAAACUCAUUGAUUCCCAUCACAGAAUUAUCAGGGUCAACUACGCACCCAUCAAAGGCUAUGAGGAAGAUGUGGGAACCAGGGAAACGCAUCGUCUAGCCUACCCGGUCACCUAUACCGAGGUACAGAAGGGAGCCCAUUUUGUCCUAGUGCCGUUCGGAGCCAAAGAUAUCGACUGGCUGAUUAGCGCUUUGACAAAUGGAACUAUCAAGUGGACCUACUCCCCAGUGCCACGCUUUAUUGAAGCUGAAAGGUCAAAGAUCCAGAUCUACAACCCAGCGUUGAUGUUCCAGGGUAAAUUCAGCUGGAUAGGGUCGGAGGAGCGAUGGCCGUCAACGGGGUUUCUUAUGAUUCUGUUUGCUUUCCACAUUUGCGAUGAGGUGAACAUAUUUGGUUUUGGCGCCUCGUCCUACGGUGCGUGGGACCACUACUGGGAACCGGACGCAGGACCCUGGAACUUAAUUUAUAAGUUCUUCCUUUCGCCUCACAAACACUCGGUGGAAGAGACUAUUCUUGAGAAAUGGAAUGAGGAAGGAAAGGUCAAGAUUCACAGGGGAGUUCGAUAAAAAUUUGCCGUAUAAUUAUGGGAAAAAAAUUUAUUUGUGUACCAUUUUAAUAGUCUGGUUCCCUGACCUGACAAUUCUACAUCUGAAAUAGUCAGAAUCUUUUGGUUUGGGAAUCAGACUGCCUCCUUAUUUCUCUGUGUGAUCAACAGAGGGCGCUGUUGCCUAGCAACACAGCCCGAGGACUGGAGCACGUUUUGGCGGCCCUUGAACUGGAACAUGUUUCUGACGUCACAGCCGUGACCUGAAACAUGUUUCCUGUGCACCGCGAAAACGACUGACCGGAAAAUUGUUCAUGACGUCAUGUUACUGCCUACGUGACUGCACACAACCCAAAAAAAAUCACGCGGCGACUGGACAUGAUUAACAUUAACAUUCAAAGCAAAAGUGGGAGUUUUUUUUAUAGCGUUUCCCUAAAGUUCUAAAAAGAGUAGGCCUCAUAUUCUGUAUCAACUUUCGUACAAAUUGAAGGUAAAAACCCACUAUUUAAACCCCAUUUAUGGUAAAAAGUAACAUUGUCUGCUAAGCUUGUUCACCUUUCCGCCAUCUUGAAACAUAAGUUGUUGGUCGAAACAAUGGCGUCAUUUCAGUGUAACCGAAGCGCCGAAACGGCCGCGAACCAGAAACAUGUUUACGGUCACAGCACCAAAACUUGCCCCUGGUUUUCACAUCAGUGGAACUCUCAAUUCUCCAAGUGUGAACAACUGAGGGCACUGUUGUGUAGCAACAAAGACAAGUUAAAGGUUCACUGGUACCCACCACCUAAUGUGUGGGCAUUGUGAUGGUUAAUUUCCUUGAGCUGUCAUUGGACAGAUUUUGUUUCACCGGUAACCUGUGUUCAACUCUUGUGUGUGGCAUAUUUAUAGUGUAUGUGCAUUGAUCAUGAUUACCCAUAAUGCUGUGUGUUUCCUUUUAAAUCGUGUACACUGAUCAUCAGCUAAGGGGUACGAGGAGAAAAUAUAGCAACUUUAUUUUGACUUUUUGCCAUUAUGAUAGUGAUCAGGUUUGAUGCGCAAUAUUUCUUUUAUUUUAAAUAACUUGAUUGUGAAAUUGAAAUUAAUAAAAAUUCUUUUGAAAAUAUCAAGCACAUAGUGCCUUAGCCAAACCUUAUACAAAUGGAGUGUAUAUUAGAAAAAAGUUGUACAAAUAUUGUCAGUAACACAAUACCUGUAAAUUUGAAAAAUUUGCAUAACAAAAUGUUUACAUAACAUUGGUUUAAAGGUGAAUACAUGUAUAUCACAAAAAUAUGUUUGUGAUUUUUUGGGUACUUUCAGAGGUUAACUUUAAUGGGUUUUAUUAAAACAAAAUUGAAAUGAGAAAAAAAUGGAGGAACAUUUUUUCUGUAAAUUUGUUUUAUUUUAAAAUUAUGCAUCCUUGUAGGCGUUAUUUCCACCAAAAAGCAAUAAACAUUUGUUUAAGCCCCAUAAUGCCCAGUUCAGCAACACAAUGCUUUAGCUUUUUUAUUUACAUAUCCUAUUUUAGCAACUCAAAAAUAAUAUGACACCUGAAAACAGCCUUACAGUAUUAAAAAACAACAAAAAAAAACCGAAACAAAAGUAAAUGCAAUGGGCAACAGAAAAUAUUAUGGUAAAAAUCCACGCAUAAAUUAAUCAAUAAAUUUGGUUUGCAAUAUCAAUUUUACAGCAGGCAUGUCUGUGGUACAUUAUUGAUUUUGAUUAAAACCACAAAAAAAUGUUGUUUUGAAUUAAUAAAACCUUUGUAUAUGUACAUUUAUUAAACAUUGGUAAACUUGGUUGAUUUUGUAUACUUUGAAUGAUCCAACAAUUAUAAUUAAUUUGAUUCUUUCAGAAAUAAAGUGAAAAUGUAAUCUUUUUUUAAA
Messenger RNA from Patiria miniata (bat star), 3051 nucleotides. Its product is annotated as CMP-N-acetylneuraminate-beta-galactosamide-alpha-2,3-sialyltransferase 1-like. Gene Ontology annotation, molecular function: sialyltransferase activity. Bases 132 to 1214 code for a protein of 360 amino acids. The transcript has 7 exons. The record is from RefSeq and is a predicted model, not a curated record. NCBI's taxonomy places the organism in Eukaryota, Metazoa, Echinodermata, Asteroidea, Valvatida, Asterinidae.